AUGGGUAACAUAUCUAACGAGAACGAAUAUAGCGCAACAACCCAGCCCAUCGACGUGAAACGACUAUGCUGUUUAGGAGCUGGAUAUGUCGGAGGUCCGACUUGUUCCGUGUUGGCCUUGAAGUGUCCACAUAUCGUAGUUACCGUCGCUGAUCCGGAUGAGGAACGAAUAGCCCGAUGGAAUUCUGACAAAUUACCCAUAUAUGAGCCGGAUUUGGAUGAAAUUGUGACGAAAUGUAGGGGACGGAAUCUGUUCUUCACCACUGAUCUCGCGAAGUCCAUCCAAGAGGCUGAUCUCAUAUUCAUCUCGGUGAACACCCCAACAAAGACUUACGGCUUCGGAAAAGGCAGAGCUGCUGAUUUGCGAUUCGUCGAGAGCGCGGCACGAUCGAUAGCAGAACAUGCACGAACUUACAAAAUUGUCGUGGAAAAAUCUACGGUGCCCGUCUCAGCGGCUGAAAGUAUUACAAAGAUCCUUAGGGCCAACAUCAAACACGAGGCGAAGUUCCAAGUUCUCUCCAACCCGGAAUUCUUGGCUGAGGGAACGGCAGUGUCCGAUCUCUUCCGACCGGAUCGUAUCCUCAUUGGAGGGGAACAGAGUCCGGAGGGUCUGUCCGCGAUCGAGAGCCUCUGUCGAGUGUAUGAGAAUUGGGUACCGAGAGAGAAGAUCAUCACCAUGAAUACGUGGUCCUCGGAGCUCUCCAAGCUCGCGGCCAAUGCAUUCCUUGCCCAGAGAAUCAGCUCGAUCAACGCCAUGAGCGCUAUUUGUGAAGCCACUGGCGCCGAUGUGCAAGAAGUUUCCCACGCGAUCGGUUCUGAUUCGCGGAUAGGUUCGAAAUUCCUGCAGGCGUCGGUCGGUUUUGGUGGAAGCUGUUUCCAAAAAGAUGUUCUGAACCUUGUCUACAUCAGUGAGUCGUUGAAUCUCCCCGAAGUCGCGAACUAUUGGUACCAGGUGAUCGAGAUAAACGAUUUCCAAAGAACGCGCUUCGCCAGGAGGAUAACGCAGGGCAUGUUCAAUACGGUUGCCGGGAAGAAAAUCGCCAUAUUCGGUUUUGCAUUCAAGAAAAACACAGCUGACACUCGAGAGAGCGCUGCCAUUCACAUCUGCAAACAAUUGAUUGAAGAAGGAGCUCACCUGAAAAUUUUUGAUCCUAAAGUGAAAAAAGAGCAAAUUCUCCUAGAUCUCAGCGAUGAUUUCUCGGCUCCGAGCACAUCGCUCCUGCGGCAAGUCGAGAUCCUGUCAUGUCCUUACGAAGCUGCGAAGCAGACGCACGCAAUCGCUUUGUGUACCGAGUGGGACUUAUUCCGAGAUCUCGACUACGAGAAAAUUUACUCUGAGAUGCUGAAACCCCCUUUCAUAUUUGACGGUCGACGUAUACUGGACGAUAAGCACCUGCGCCAGAUCGGCUUCAACGUUGAAGUCAUAGGUCAGAGAUCUGCAGGACAUUCCGUACAUUUAAGUAAUGGACACUGAUGAAUGAUGAGUCAUCAGAUCAUCAGAGAGUUCGAUUUUGUAAAAAGAAGGAAAAGGACAUCACCGCUUUUCGGUAUAAUAA
Messenger RNA from Galendromus occidentalis (western predatory mite), 1555 nucleotides. RefSeq names its product UDP-glucose 6-dehydrogenase sgl (gene sgl). NCBI's taxonomy places the organism in Eukaryota, Metazoa, Arthropoda, Arachnida, Mesostigmata, Phytoseiidae. Bases 1 to 1473 code for a protein of 490 amino acids. Gene Ontology annotation, cellular component: nucleus. The transcript is spliced from 7 exons. Gene Ontology annotation, molecular function: UDP-glucose 6-dehydrogenase activity; NAD binding. Gene Ontology annotation, biological process: glycosaminoglycan biosynthetic process. The record is from RefSeq and is a predicted model, not a curated record.